AAAGCAGAGUGUAGUUUACUCAGCAAUGGCGAGAGACUUCAAGCUCAUCUUCUCCAUUUCUCUUUUGCUUCUGCUUCUUGACUAUUGCUACGGUGGCAAGGUCGGAGUUUGUUACGGAAGAAGCGCCGACGAUCUUCCAACACCGGCAAAAGUUGUUCAAUUGAUUCAACAGCACAACAUCAAAUACGUUAGAAUCUAUGAUUACAAUUCUCAAGUCCUCAAAGCAUUUGGAAACACAAGCAUUGAGCUUAUGAUUGGAGUUCCAAACUCUGAUCUUAACGCUUUCUCUCAAUCCCAAUCAAAUGUAGACACCUGGCUAAAGAACAGCGUGUUACCAUACUAUCCAACGACCAAGAUUACUUACAUUACCGUUGGAGCUGAAUCUACUGAUGAUCCACACAUCAAUGCUUCAUCUUUCGUUGUCCCCGCGAUGCAGAAUGUCUUAACCGGUCUGAGGAAAGUCGGUUUGAGUAGAAGAAUCAAGGUUUCGACGACUCUUUCGCUCGGGAUUCUCUCUAGAUCUUUCCCUCCUUCUGCUGGAGCAUUUAACAGCAGCUAUGCUUAUUUCUUGAGACCAAUGUUAGAGUUCCUUGCAGAGAAUAAGUCUCCUUUUAUGAUCGAUCUUUAUCCGUAUUACGCUUAUAGAGACUCUCCAAACAAUGUGUCUUUGGAUUAUGUGUUGUUUGAGUCUUCCUCUGAAGUGAUUGACCCGAACACGGGUUUGCUUUACAAGAACAUGUUUGAUGCUCAAGUUGAUGCUCUCUAUUACGCUCUCACGGCUUUAAACUUCAGGACAAUCAAGAUUAUGGUUACCGAGACUGGAUGGCCAACCAAAGGUUCACCGAAGGAGAAAGCUGCUGCGUCUCCUGACAAUGCGGAGACAUACAAUUCAAACAUAAUCCGUCAUGUGGUUACCAACCAAGGCACACCUGCAAAGCCAGGAGAGGCAAUGAACGUUUAUAUAUUCUCAUUGUUCAACGAGAAUCGGAAAACGGGUUUAGAUUCAGAGAGAAACUGGGGAUUGUUCUACCCUGACCAGACAAGCGUUUAUCAGUUGGAUUUCACGGGAAAGAGCAACGGGUUUCACUCGAAUUCGAGUGGUACAAACUCGAGUGGGAGUAGUAAUAGCUGGUGCAUUGCUUCUUCUAAAGCUUCAGAGAGAGAUCUGAAAGGUGCUUUGGAUUGGGCUUGUGGUCCUGGAAAUGUUGAUUGCACAGCUAUUCAACCGAGCCAGCCUUGUUUCCAACCAGAUACUUUGGUUUCUCAUGCUUCUUUCGUGUUCAAUAGCUAUUUCCAGCAGAAUAGAGCUACAGACGUCGCUUGUAGCUUUGGAGGAGCUGGUGUUAAGGUCAACAAGGAUCCUAGUUAUGACAAAUGCAUAUACAUAACUGCAGGAGGGAACAAAACCAAGGCGACGAAUGCAACUGCAUUGACCUCCUCUGCUUCAACUAAAAGUGGAAACGAACUACUCCGAUGGAUUUUGAAACUCUGUCUCAUGAUCUCGUUGUUCUUCAGUUUGCACUCUAUGAAUUCACAGCCACUGUAACCGGAAUCUGAAAGAAAUGUAGCAAUAGCAAGAAAAAGCAAAAUUUGUUCCUGAAUAGUUUGGUCUAGAAAUUGUGACAGUCUGAGAUUUUGUCUUUCUUCCUGCAGUGGAAUCAUUGUACAGACAUUCUAUCUGAAAACUUGUCUAAAAUCAAUUGUGAUCUGAAUC
Molecule: messenger RNA, 1714 nt
Organism: Arabidopsis arenosa
Lineage: Eukaryota; Viridiplantae; Streptophyta; Magnoliopsida; Brassicales; Brassicaceae
Source: the annotation of a GenBank genome assembly